This is a messenger RNA of Bufo bufo (common toad), 2208 nucleotides long. RefSeq names its product oocyte zinc finger protein XlCOF7.1-like. Gene Ontology annotation, biological process: regulation of transcription by RNA polymerase II. The coding region runs from base 399 to 2063 and encodes 554 amino acids. The transcript is spliced from 8 exons. NCBI's taxonomy places the organism in Eukaryota, Metazoa, Chordata, Amphibia, Anura, Bufonidae. The record is from RefSeq and is a predicted model, not a curated record. Gene Ontology annotation, molecular function: RNA polymerase II cis-regulatory region sequence-specific DNA binding; DNA-binding transcription factor activity, RNA polymerase II-specific.
GGUAUGUGUCCAGUCACCGCCAUCCUCUGUCAGGAUUACUGGGGCAGGUAAUGACUGGAGUGUAUGGGCUGCCGGGAGGUGUAGGUCAUGUGACUCUGGGACGUGUGGUGAUGACGUUAGUUCAUGGUGAGAGAUAACGGACAUGUUAAAAUAGAAAGUGCGGUCUCCGCUCACCGGACCCUCGCAGGACACACGGAGCGAGAACAGCAGAAGAGACGGAGAAUUCCAGCCCCAAAGUAAUAGGAAAACUGGAUUUUAUUGACUUAAAGGGAACCUGUCAUCACCUUUAUGGUGUCCAUACUAACGUCAGCAUAAAGUAGAGACAGGUUCCUACAAUAUAGGAUCUGCUCAGUGGAUAUCUUCUAUAUAAGAUCCUUCUCCUUAAUUAACUGUCAAGGAUGGAUAGGGACAGGGACAAAAUGGUGGAGAGUCUAAUAAGCCUCACCCUAGAGAUCCUCUUCCGGCUUACUGGAGAGGACUACACAGUAGUGAAGAAGACCUCUAGUGAGCGCUGUCAGGUCCCUGUGUCUGAAGGAUGGGGAAGAACCCUGAGCCCAAUAACAGGGCCUCCACCUCACCCCCUGAUCCUUGAGGAAAUAAACAGAGAGAAGAUCGUACAACUCACCAACAAGAUCAUUGAGCUACUGACUGAAGAGGUUCCUAUAAGGUGUCAGGAUGUCACCGUCUAUUUCUCCAUGGAGGAGUGGGAGUAUUUAGAAGGACACAAAGAUCUGUACAAUGACGUCAUAAUGGAGGAUCACUGGCCCCUUACACCACCAGUUGAGGAAGAGAGAAGAACACCGGAGAAAUGUCCCAGUCAUCUUCUUUUACAGGAUGUUUCAGAAGAACAUCACCAUGUCCCACAGAAUGAUCAGCUUGUUAAUCCGGGUAAAGAUCUGAACAUUAUAUAUGUUACAGAGACAUAUGUGAGGGGUGAUGAGCAGAAUAUAGAGGACAUUCCUACAGAUAACCAUCCAGAUGACUGGACCAGGAGCUCAAAGGAACAUCUGAUAUCUUCAGAUUUUAAAGCAGAUGAUCAUGGUGUCAUAGAAAAUAUAUAUGAAGAGCAUGUCAUUAUCUCUAAUAUAUCAUCAGCCUUUCACAGCAAAGAUCUAUCUUCUGAUCCUUUGGAUCGAGUCCAAUUUUCUGAUUUAUCACAGACUGUUAAGCAAAAUAAAUGUCGCAGAAGGGAUGUUCAACAUCAAAGGGUACACACCGGGGAGAAGGAUUUUUCAUGUUCACAGUGUGGGAAAUAUUUUAGCUUUAAAUCAGCUCUUGUUAUUCAUCAGAGAAUUCAUACAGGAGAGAAGCCAUUUUCAUGUUCAGAAUGUGAGAAAUGCUUUAACAAAAAGUCAAAUCUUGUUGCUCAUGAAAGAAUUCACACAGGGAAUAAGGCUUUUUCUUGUUCAGAUUGUGGGAAAUAUUAUAGCGUUAAAUCAGCUCUGGUUCUGCAUCAGAGAAUUCAUACAGGGGAGAAGCCAUUUUCAUGUUCAGAAUGUGAGAAAUGCUUUAACAAAAAGUCAAAUCUUGUUGCUCAUGAAAGAAUUCACACAGGGGAGAAGCCUCACUCAUGUUCAGAAUGUGGGAAAUGUUUUAACCGGAAAUCAGAUCUUGCUAUACAUAACAGAAUUCACACAGGGGAGAAGCCAUAUUCAUGCUCAGAAUGUGGGAAAUGUUUUACAUAUAAAUCACAAUUUGUUAAGCAUCAGAGAAUUCACACAGGGGAGAAGCCAUUUUCAUGUUCAAAAUGUGGAAAAUACUUUAAUCAGAAACCAGAUCUUGUUAAACAUCAAAGAAUUCACACAGGGGAGAAGCUAUUUUCAUGUUUAGAAUGUGGAAAAUGGUUCACAGAUAAAUCACAUCUUGUUAGACAUCAGAUAAUUCACACAGGGGAGAAGCCAUAUUCAUGUUCAGAGUGUAGGAAAGGUUUCACGGAUAAAUCAUAUCUUGUUAAACAUGAGAGAAUUCACAGAGGGAAGAAACCAUUUUCAUGUUUAGAAUUUGACAAAUGCUUUAAACAAAAGUCAGAGCUUUUUAAACAUCAGAGAAUUCACACAGGGUAGAAGCCAUUGGUAUGCCCAGAUUAUGAGACAACUCUCGUUGACCAGCAAAUAAUUCACAGAGAGGAGAAGCUAUUGUGAUGUAUGUGGAAAGUGUUUUAAACUCAGCUGUAAUUGCAGAUCAAAGAAUUCACACAGGAAUAUUUUC